GGGAGGAAGGGAGAAAAUCCUAUUCCCUCUUGUGGAUCAUUCUCUGAAAGGGGAAGCAAUAUUAUGAGGAGGUGAUUAAUACCGGAGCUCCGAGUGCACAAGCCCUGUCUGGAUAUCCCCUGGAAGGAAGAAGCCUGGCGUCCACAUCGCCAUUUGGAAGAUUUGGGAGUGAAGAGGAGAAGCAGGAUUCCUGAUCUCAUCUCCCCAGUGCAGGGAGAGACUUGGUUUAUUCCGGCUGCAGAAGCAAAGAGCUUGUUCAAUGUAGUGGGAUUUUCUUCUUCUUUUUUUUUUUUGCAAGAAUACCUGACCUCCUUUUUUUUUGGUGGUGGUGUGUGUGCAGAGAUCCCCAGCAGAAUCUGCCAUGAGAAGCCUGUUCGGAUGGCUGAAGUGGGGGGACAGGACAGGGUGCAGCUGCACGUCCAGGAGGAUAUGGGGGGCAUGGUGGGUUUGGGGGCUUCUGGAAGUGCAAAGUUGGAGCAGGCUCGCCUUCAUCAGCCUUGGACUCAUGGCUGCAUCGGCAACGGGUCAGAACUGUAGUUUCAAUCUACAUGAGCCCAAUGGAACAGUAGAAAGUCCGGGAUUCCCAUAUGGAUAUCCAAAUUAUGCCAACUGCACAUGGAUAAUUAGUACAGAGGCUAAAAAUCGAAUACAAUUGUGGUUCCAUUCAUUUGCCUUAGAAGAAGAUUUCGAUGUUUUGUCUGUAUAUGAUGGAGAGCCAGUAGCUGAGAACCUACGGACAAGGUUGACAGGUUUUCAUCUUCCAGCCCCGAUUGUGAGCAGUGGGAACCUUCUAACUCUAUGGUUGGUGUCAGACUACGCAGUCAGUGCUCAAGGGUUCCGUUCUACCUAUGAAGUAUUGCCAAGUCACACAUGUGGAAAUCCUGGACGACUACUGAAUGGUGUACAACAGGGAACUACAUUCAAUGUUGGGGACAAAGUCCGCUACAGCUGCAAUGCAGGCUAUAUGCUUGAAGGACAUGCCCUACUAACUUGUGUCUCCAGCUCCCAAAACAGCGCCUCUUGGGAUUUUCCUCUUCCAGCCUGUAGAACGGACGAUGCAUGUGGAGGAACUUUAAGAGGCCAGAGUGGAAUCAUCACAAGUCCUCAUUUCCCAUCGGAAUAUAGUAACAAUGCUGACUGUACAUGGACAAUACUAGCAGAGGUUGGAGAUACAAUUGCCUUGAUCUUUACAGAUUUUCAACUAGAAGAUGCAUAUGACUAUCUGGAAGUCACAGGAACAGAAGGCUCCUCUCUUUGGUUUACUGGAACGAAUUUACCACCACCAGUCAUCAGCAGUAAAAACUGGUUGCGAAUUCACUUUACAUCAGAUGGCAAUCACAGGCAGAAAGGCUUCAGCGCACAGUAUCAAGUGAAAAAGCAAAUGGAGAUGAAAUCUAGAGGAGUCAAGCUUCUCCCCAACAAAGACAGCAACCAGAAGACUUCAGUGUUAACUCAGGUGGGUGUUUACCAAGGACACCACUUGUGUCCCGACCCAGGAACACCGGAACAUGGAAAAAGAAUAGGUUCUGACUUCAGGCUAGGCUCCAGUAUUCAGUUUUUAUGUGAUGAUGGCUAUGACCUACAAGGUUCUAAAAGCAUCACCUGCAUGAAAGUAAGCGACAUGUUUGCAGCAUGGAGCGACCACCGACCUAUCUGCAGAGCGAGAAUGUGUGAUGCUCACCUUCGUGGGCCUUCUGGGAUCAUCACCUCACCCAACUAUCCAGUUCAGUAUGAUAGUAAUGCACACUGUGUGUGGAUCAUCACUGCUCUUAAUCCAUCCAAGGUGAUCAAGCUAACGUUUGAAGAGUUUGAACUGGAAAGAGGGUAUGAUACUCUUACAGUAGGAGAUGGUGGAAAUGUUGAGGAUCAGAAGUCUGUACUUUAUGUUCUGACAGGAGCCAGUGUUCCAGAUCUUAUAGUGAGCUCCAAUCACCAGAUGUGGCUUCUCUUCAGGACGGAUUCUUCUGGAAGUAACUUGGGAUUUAAAGCAUCUUAUGAAGAAAUAGACCAGGGGAGCUGCGGUGAUCCAGGCAUUCCAGCAUUCGGAAUGAGAGAGGGCUCCAGAUUCCGACAUGGAGACACUCUGGUAUUUCGGUGCCAGCCAGCCUUUGAGCUGGUUGGACAGUCGACAAUCACAUGCCAAAAGAACAGCCAAUGGUCUGCCAGAAAACCUAGUUGUGUGUUUUCCUGCUUCUUUAAUUUCACUACCCCAUCGGGAAAUGUGCUUUCUCCGAACUAUCCUGAAGAAUACAGCAACCACCUUCACUGUGUGUGGCUCAUCAUAGCCAAACCUGAGAGCCGUAUCCACCUAGCUUUCAAUGACUUUGAUGUAGAGCCUCAAUUUGACUUCUUGGCAGUUAAAGAUGGUGGAUCACCAGAGUCACCUGUCCUGGGCACAUUCUCUGGGAACCAGGUUCCCCCAUCACUAACAAGCAGUGGCCAUGUAUUAAGGCUGGAAUUCCAGACCGACCACUCCACUGAGAAGCGAGGAUUCAAUAUCACAUUUACCACCUUUAGACACAACGAAUGCCCAGACCCUGGCGUGCCAGUGAACGGGAAGAGGUUUGGGGAGAGCCUACAACUUGGCAGCUCUGUAUCCUUUCUAUGUGAUGAUGGCUUUAUUCGUACCCAUGGAUCAGAGACCAUAACUUGCAUCUUGAAGGAAGGAAAUGUUGUAUGGAACAGUGCGGUACUAAGAUGUGAAGCACCCUGUGGUGGUCACUUAACUGCUCCAAGUGGUAUGAUCCUUUCUCCUGGGUGGCCUGGCUUCUACAAGGAUUCCCUAAAUUGUGUAUGGGUUCUGGAAGCACAACCUGGAUAUCCCAUAAAAAUCACAUUUGACAGAUUUAAGACAGAGGUAAACUAUGAUACCCUGGAAGUAAGAGAUGGGAAAUCAUAUUCGUCUCCAUUGAUUGGGGUGUAUGAUGGCACACAGGUCCCACAGUUCCUGAUCAGCACCAGCAAUUUCCUUUAUCUUCUCUUCACCACUGACAAAAGCCACUCUGAUGUCGGCUUUCAAAUACGCUAUGAAACGGUAAAACUGCAGUCAGACCACUGCCUCGAUCCAGGAAUCCCUGUUAAUGGUCAACGACAUGGCAAUGAUUUCUACGUGGGUGCCCUUGUGACUUUCAGCUGUGACCCAGGUUACACACUCAGUGAUGACCAAGCAUUGGAGUGUGAGCCAAAUUUUCAGUGGAGCAGAGCUCUUCCGAGCUGUGAAGCUCUCUGUGGAGGAUACAUCCAUGGCUCAAGUGGAACCAUCUUAUCACCAGGGUUUCCUGACUUUUACCCCAAUAACCUGAAUUGCACAUGGACUAUAGAAACAUCACAUGGGAAAGGUGUGUUUUUUACAUUUCACACUUUUCACCUGGAAAGUGGCCAUGAUUUUCUUCUCAUCACAGAAAAUGGUAGCUUUACUCAGGCACUAAAGCGUCUCACAGGAUCUAGAUUACCAGCUCCUAUCAGUGCAGGGUUGUUUGGGAACUUUACAGCUCAACUCCGCUUCAUUUCAGACUUUUCUAUGUCUUAUGAAGGAUUUAAUGUUACGUUCUCUGAAUAUGAUCUGGAGCCAUGUGAUGAACCUGAGGUCCCAGCUUACAGCAUCAGAAAGGGUCUUCAGUUUGGGGUUGGAGACUCGCUGACAUUUUCCUGUUUUCCUGGAUACCGUUUGGAAGGAGCAUCUCGCAUCACCUGUCUGGGAGGUAGACGGCGUGUGUGGAGUUCGCCUCUCCCAAGGUGUGUUGCUGAAUGCGGAGCAUCUGUCACUGGGACACAGGGUGUUUUGUUGUCUCCAAAUUACCCAGCUAACUACAGCAACCACCAUGAAUGCAUCUACUCCAUCCAUAGCCAGCCAGGCAAAGGUGUUCAACUGAGGGCUCGGACAUUUAACCUUACACCUGGAGACCAGCUAAAGGUAUACGAUGGGCACAAUAAUUCUGCCCGACUUCUUGGAACAUUUAGCCAGUCAGAGAUGUUGGGGCGUAUUCUGAACAGCACAUCCAGUGCACUGUGGCUUGAAUUCAUCACAGAUGCAGAAAAUACCAGUAAAGGAUUUGAGCUGUUUUAUUCCAGUUUUGAGCUGAUUAAGUGCGAAGACCCAGGGACACCUCUGUAUGGCUACAAGGAUAAAGAUGAGGGGCAUUUUGCAGGAAGUUCUGUGACUUUCAACUGUGAUCCUGGUUAUAGCUUACGUGGCAGCCGUGUUUUAGUAUGUUUGACCGGUGAGCGCAGAGUGUGGGACCAGCCUCUUCCCUUGUGCAUAGCGGAAUGCGGUGGUUUAAUCCAUGGAGAGAAAGUUGGCCGAGUGUUGUCACCUGGUUAUCCUGCACCCUACGAUCACAACCUAAAUUGUGUUUGGAUUAUUGAUGCCGAUGCUGGCUGCACUAUUGGAUUACACUUUACAGUUUUCCACACAGAGGAAGUUCAUGAUAUGUUGAAGAUAUGGGACGGCUCAAUAGAGAGUGGAAUUCUCAUGAAGGAGCUCAGUGGUUCCAUUUUACCCCCUGACACACACAGCACAUUCAACUCUGUCACUCUCCAGUUCAACACAGAUUUUUUUACCAGCAAACAAGGGUUCUCUAUUCACUACUCAGUAACCACAGCUACUUCCUGCAAUGACCCAGGAAUACCUCAAAAUGGCAGUCGAAGCGGAGACAGUCGUGAUGCUGGUGACUCCAUUGUAUUCCAAUGUGAUCCAGGCUAUCUUUUAGAAGGGGAACCUAAGAUUAAUUGUGUGCAGAUUGCUGACAGGUUCUACUGGAACCCUAACCCUCCUAUGUGCCUUGCUCCAUGUGGUGGAAACUUAACCGGACCAACAGGAGUUAUCCUUUCUCCUCAAUACCCAGAACCAUAUCCUCCACAAAAAGAGUGUGAUUGGAAACUGACUGUCUCUCCCGACUACGUGAUUGCACUUUCCUUUAACACGUUUAAUCUGGAACCUGGUUACGAUUUUCUGCACAUCUAUGAUGGACCAGACUCACUGAGCGCACUAAUAGGAAGUUUUUUUGGCUCCCAACUUCCUGAUCGGAUAGAAAGCAGCAGCAACAGCCUGUUCAUUGCUUUUCGCAGUGAUGCCUCCGUUAGCAGUGGAGGCUUUGUCAUUGACUACACAGAAAACCCCAGGGAAUCCUGCUUUGACCCAGGUGCAAUAAAAAAUGGGUCCCGUGUUGGGAGUGACCUAAAGCUUGGCUCCACUGUGACAUAUUACUGUGACAGCGGCUAUGAUGUUAAUGGAGCUUCCACACUAACCUGUGUAAUGGGAGGAGAUGGAAAGCCAGCCUGGAACUACCCUCGCCCAUCAUGUAGAGCUCCCUGCGGUGGACAGUACGUCAGCCAAGAUGGAGUCAUCCUUUCCCCGAAUUACCCCAGCAAUUAUACAUCUGGACAGGGCUGCUCCUACUUCAUUGUCGUUCCUAAGGAUUAUGUUGUGUUUGGGCAAUUCACUUUCUUCCAGACAGCACUCAAUGAUGUGGUUGAAGUCCAUGAUGGACCAAAUGAACAGACUCGUCUUCUCAGCUCUUUGUCUGGAUCUCAUACAGGUGAAUCUCUACCUCUUGCAACUUCCAAUCAGAUUUUAAUUAAGUUCAGCGCCAAGGGACAGGCGACAGCCAAAGGAUUUCAUUUUGUGUACCAAGCUGUGCCUCGUACCAGUGCCACUCAAUGUAGUUCAGUACCAGAACCCAAGUAUGGCCGCCGCAUUGGAAAUGAUUUCUCGGUUGGAGCCGUUGUGAGGUUUGAGUGUAUUCCUGGCUAUGCAUUGCAAGACUCCAAAAACAUUGAAUGUCAGGCCGUGAUUGGAGCUCUGGCACAAUGGAACACCUCAGUGCCCUCGUGUGUUGUACCAUGUGGUGGAAAUCUGACAGAACGUAAAGGAACCAUCCUAUCUCCAGGAUUCCCUGAGCCAUAUCUGAACAGUUUGAAUUGUGUGUGGAAGAUCAUUGUGCCAGAGGGAGCAGGAAUUCAGAUCCAGGUGAUUAGCUUUGUUACUGAGCAAAACUGGGACUCAUUGGAAGUUUUUGAUGGAGGAGACAACACAGUCACCAUGUUGGGCAGUUUUUCAGGAACCACCGUACCUGCAUUGCUGAACAGCACAUCAAACCAGCUCUACCUACACUUCUUCUCAGAUAUAAGUGUAUCUGCGGCUGGCUUUCAUCUAGAGUAUAAAACUGUGGGCCUCGCCAGUUGUCCAGAACCAGCUGUUCCCAGUAAUGGAGUAAAGCAUGGGGAAAGAUAUCUUGUGAAUGAUGUAGUCUCCUUUCAGUGUGAACCAGGAUAUACACUGCAGGGUCACUCGCAUAUCUCAUGUAUGCCGGGAACAGUCAGGCGCUGGAAUUAUCCGCCACCUCUUUGUAUCGCUCAGUGUGGAGGAGUUACAGAAGACAUGGAAGGUGUCAUUCUGAGUCCUGGAUUCCCAGGAAACUAUCCCAGUAAUUUGGACUGCACCUGGAAGAUCUCUUUACCAGUGGGAUUUGGAGCUCAUAUUCAGUUUCUAAGCUUUUCAAGUGAAGCCAAUCAUGACUUUGUGGAGAUUCGCAAUGGCCCUCAUGAAACCAGCAAUGUGAUUGGUCGGUUUAGUGGAUCAGAAACACCUGGCAACUUUCUUUCUACGUCCCAUGAAACCUCUAUUUAUUUUCAUAGUGACCAUUCUCAGAACAAACCUGGAUUUAAGCUUGAAUAUCAAGCAUAUGAGCUCCAAGAGUGUCCAGACCCCGAACCUUUCUCCCAUGGUAUAGUCCGAGGAGCCGGUUAUAAUGUGGGACAGUCAGUCUCUUUUGAAUGUUCCCCUGGGUAUGAACUGAUAGGUCACCCUGUGUUGACCUGCCAGCAUGGCACCAAUAGAAACUGGGAUCAUCCAUUUCCCAGGUGUGAGGUACCGUGUGGAGGAAAUGUCACAGCAUUCAAUGGCUCCAUCUAUUCCCCUGGCUUCCCUAAUCAGUACCCAAACUCUCAGGACUGUUCCUGGAUCAUUACUGUUCCAGUAGGAUUUGGAAUACACAUAAACUUCACAAUUUUAGAAACCGAACCUCAGAAUGAUCACAUAACUAUCUGGGAUGGUCCUCAACAGUCAGAUCCUCAGCUAGGAGUUUUCACUAGCAGUUCCUCUAAAAGAUCAACCAUGAGCUCAUCCAACCAGGUCCUUAUCACCUUUCACAGCAAUGCAGCCAGUGGGGGGAUCUUCGCUCUCUACUUCUAUGGCUAUCGACUUAGGAAAUGCAAACCCCCGACUACAGUGCCAAAUGGAGAGGUUCUUUCUGGCAGUGAAGAGUUUCUAAUGGGUGACAUUGUGCGCUACAAAUGCCUCCCAGGAUUUACGUUAAUAGGGCCUGAAAUCUUAAUUUGCCAACUGGGGACACACCUGCAGUUUGAGGAUCUUCCUCCCACUUGUGAAGUACUGUGUCCAACCAAUGAGAUCCUAACUGACUCAACUGGAGUGAUUCUAAGUCAAAGUUAUCCUGGCACAUACCCCCAGUUCCAGACCUGUUCCUGGCUUAUAAAAGUUGAGGCUGGGUAUAACGUGACAUUGACUGUGGAAUACUUUCUGAGUGAAAAACAGUAUGAUGAGUUUGACAUCUUUGAUGGUCCAUCUGGUCAGAGUCAACUGCUUACAUCAUUAAGUGGCAACUAUUCAGCUCCCAUGACUUUUACUAGCACUGGAAACAAGGUUCUUCUCCGUUGGAUGUCUGACCAUGCCUAUAGUCGAAAGGGUUUCAAAAUACGCUACUCAGCUGCAUACUGCAGUCUUCAACGUCCUCCUCUCCACGGCUCUGUCCUGGGUCCCGUCAUCAGUCCACCUGGAGGAGUUAUUCGCUUCACUUGCAAUCCUGGCUAUCGACUCAUUGGAAUUAACUCUGCAAUGUGCUUACGCCGUCCUCAGGGCUAUUAUGACUGGAACUCAGAGGUGCCAUUAUGUCAGGCAAUGUUCUGCGGGGUUCCUGCUGCUCCCAAGAAUGGUGCAGUAUUUGGAAAAGAGUACACUGUGGGGACCAAAUCAGUGUAUGAAUGUAAUGAGGGACACCACCUCCUAAGUCCUGAAGAUAUCACUGCAGAAUGUCUGCCAUCCGGACACUGGAGCAAUGGCAAUAAUCCGCCACAGUGUAUAGCUGUAACAUGUCCAGAAAUCAACAGUUUUAGCACAGAACAUGGACGGUGGCGUCUCAUUCAUAAAACACAAUACCAUUAUGGAGCUGAACUUAUGCUAAUCUGUGAUCCUGGAUAUUACUACAUGGGGCUCCGUAUUAUUCACUGCCAAGCCAAUGGAACAUGGAGUGUGGGGGAAACCUUACCAACUUGCAACAUUAUAUCCUGUGGCGAUUUGCCAAUUCCAGCUAAUGGGAAUAAAAUUGGCAUGUUGACCCAAUUUGGGGCAACUGCCAUCUUUGCCUGUAACAGUGGCUAUACCCUUGUUGGGUCCCGCGUGCGAGAAUGUAUGGCAAAUGGAUUGUGGAGUGGGCAGGAGGUCAAAUGUCUGGCUGGUCAUUGUGGGAACCCAGAACCUAUAGUUAAUGGCUUGAUUAACGGACAGAACUAUAAUUACAGAGACAGCGUGGUAUAUCAAUGUAAUGCAGGCUUCAGAUUAAUUGGAAAGUCUGUAAGAAUAUGUCAGCAAGACCAUCGCUGGUCAGAGAGGUCCCCCAUCUGUGUGCCCAUCACCUGUGGGCAUCCUGGUAAUCCUGGGAAUGGAGUUACUCAGGGCUCUCAGUUUAACUUGAAUGACAUUGUAAAGUUUGCAUGUAACCCGGGCUACGUACUGGAGGGUGUAGCUCAAUCUCAGUGCCAGGCCAAUGGGCAAUGGAAUCAUCCCCUACCAACAUGCAGAAUAUUGAACUGUACAGAUCCUGGACAUGUUGAGAAUGGACUUAGGCGGGUACUACAAAGAGGUCCAGACCGAUUCAGUUUUGGAACAUCUGUGUCCUAUGAAUGUAGCCAUGGUUACUAUUUAAUGGGGACACAUGUUCUUACUUGCCAGGGAGAUGGCACUUGGGAUCGAGCCCUCCCUAUUUGCCUAUUGAUAUCUUGUGGAUCGCCUGGAGUCCCACCCAAUGCGCAGGUUUUAGGAAGACGAAAUACAGUGGGGUCUGCAGUACAGUACAGUUGCCUUGGCAAGCGAACCCUUAUUGGGAAUGCCACCCGUACUUGUCAGCUUGAUGGCCGAUGGAGUGGCUUUCUGCCACACUGUUCAGGUGGAAAUGCUGGGGAGUGUGGAGACCCUGGAGUGCCAUCGCAUGGGAUUCGGCAAGGUGAUGACUUUACUAUUGAUGGUGUUGUACGAUUCAGUUGUGAGGCUGGAUAUAUUCUGCGAGGGUCUGCAGAGAGGAAGUGUCUGAUUAAUGGAUCCUGGAGUGGAUUUCAGCCAGAGUGUGAAGUGAUCUCUUGUGGAAAUCCAGGCACCCCUAGCAAUUCGCGAGCGAUCUUCAAUGACGGCCUGGUAUUUUCUAGUUCUAUAGUUUACGAAUGCCGUGAAGGCUACUUCUUCAGUGGAUCCCUGCGUCGGGACUGCACCGUCAACGGUACAUGGUCCGGAAGCCCUCCAGAGUGUGCAGUAAUCAACUGUGGGGAUCCUGGCACUCCAGCAAAUGGUAUACGAUUGGACAAUGAUUUCCUGUACAAUCGCACAGUGUCCUUCCAGUGUUUGCCUGGAUUCAUGAUGGAGUCAGAUCGAGCGCCAACUCUGUACUGUACAAAAGACCGCACCUGGAAUGGCACAAAACCUCUCUGCAAAGCUAUCACCUGCCCCUCUCCUCCCUCAAUUCCUAAUGGAAAGGCUGUGGGAUCAGAUUUUCUGUGGGGCUCCAGCCUAUCAUACACCUGCUUAGAAGGUUACCAACUUUCCUUACCAGCGGUCCUUACCUGUGAGAGUAACAGGACAUGGGUAGGAGAGGUUCCACAAUGCUUCCCUGUGUUCUGUGGUGACCCUGGAAUUCCUCCUCAUGUACGAAGGGUUGAUAGAGGCUUCAGCUACCGUUCCUCCAUAUCUUUCUCCUGUCCUGCUCCUUUGGUCUUGGUGGGGUCAUCACGAAGGUUUUGCCAGUCAGAUGGAUCUUGGAGCGGAACACAACCCAGUUGCAUUGAUCCUUCACACACCACUUGUUCUGACCCAGGAAUCCCAACAUUUGGAAUACAGAACGGCUCUCUGGGUUUUCAGGUUGGAAGUAUUGUACUUUUCAAAUGUCAGAAGGGCUACCUGUUGCAGGGUUCUACCACACGGACUUGCUUACCAAACUUGACUUGGAGUGGUGUACAACCAGAGUGCAUCCCUCAUAACUGCCGGCAGCCUGAAACUCCCCCUCAUGCUAAUGUUGGAGCACUGGACCUGCCAUCUUUAGGUUAUACAUUGAUCUAUACCUGCCAGUCUGGUUAUUACCUGACUGGAGGCUCUGAACAUAGAACCUGUAGGGUGGAUGGAAGCUGGACUGGGAAAUCACCAGUAUGCUCAGCUGAUGUUAGGCCUAGUGGAAGACCCAUUUCCCCAGCUAAAGAGCCUCCCAUCCCAAAAAUUUCGGUUCCUGCAGAUGUCUUUGCUAAAGACUCUCUGUGGAAAGGAUCUUAUGAAUACCAAGGAAGGAAACAACCUGCAAUGCUCACUGUCACCAGUUUUGAUGCUGUGAGCAGUAAAGUCAAUGCCACUAUGAUUGAUCACAGUGGGGUGGAGCUACAAGUGUCAGGUAUUUUCAAAAAGGAAGAUUUCCACCUGCUUCUCCAAGCAUACCAGGUCCGAGGGCCCAAAGAAAUUGUCAUGGAAAAGUUUAAGAUGGACAGCUGGGCUUUGGAUGGCCAUAUCUCUUCUGAAACUGCCGGAGGAACGUACAUCUACCAAGGAUUUGUGCGUGGAAAAGGAUUUGGCCAGUUUGGAUUCCAGAGAAUAGAUAGAAGAUUACUAGAGACCAAUCCUGACACCAUAGGACACUUUCCAUCCAACAGCAGCUCAGUGGCCGCUGCUAUUCUUGUGCCUUUUAUAGCUCUUAUUAUUGCUGGUUUUGUCCUAUAUCUCUACAAACACAGAAGACCGAAGGUUCCAUUUAAUGGCUUUGCUGGACAUGAGAAUACAAAUGGCCGGGCCACAUUUGAGAACCCAAUGUAUGAACGGAAUGUACAACCCACAGAAAUAGUGGCGAAUGAGACUGAGUUCACUGUAAGCACAGUGUGCACGGCUGUAUAGCACCUGCCCUUCUUCAGUGAACUGAGUUUUCUUGGAGUCUUCAUCCUGUCUUUCCUCGCCCUGCAACAUCAUCAGUGGGCAGCUGUGAUCACCAGUGCCACUUGUAGCCACUCCAUUUUUGAUUACAUCCAAACUGUGCUAGGCUGGUGAAUUCAGGAAAAAACAGGAGAAGACCCCGUGUUCAAAGAUGAAGCAAUGUCAGCAGUGGACUGGCAACCUCCCGUGCACCAAUCCACCAGGGCCUCAUGCAGCCUUGACAACAAGGUGUCACCACGCAAGUGGCAGGUCUGCCACCUCAAGAGGUCCUUAUCCUCCAGGGACACCGUGCAAGUGCUUUUAUAAUGAACUUGUAUACAUGCAACGUUGGUCAGAAGUGGAUAUAAACAAUCCUAUAUAUAAAUAUACAUAUUUUUAUUCAGCAAAGAACAAGUUCCAAAAAGUGCUUUUCCUCCAUUCUUCUCCGCCUGAUCCCUGCAGCACAUAACAGACUGUGUGGCGUUGGCGGGAAGGGGGAGCGCAGCCUUACAACCCAAGCCCCAGGUUGGCGUGGGAGUCUUCAACCAGCCAACACUUGAAGGAGAGCUGUCCAGAAAUUUUGCUCUGAAGCUAACCCCAUCUCAUUGGUCUGUGAGCACAUACAAAACAUGUACUGACACUCCUUUCUCCAGCUAUAGAUGAAUACAUUUUACCAAUAUAAUAUUCUGUGUUGCAUCAUUCAGGAAAAGUUUGGCCGCAUUACCUCGAAAAGUCAGAGUUGAAUCAGAGGUGUGAGAUUGUCAUAAGCAAUGCAUUGCAGGUUCUGUUUAUUUUACAUUUUAUAUAUGUAUGUUAGGAGACAUUUUAGGGUGCAAACUGCUAGGAUAAUUAUAGAAACCCUCAAUAAUAGCAGAAAGUUAUCACAAUAUAAAAACUCUAUGGCACAAGUCCCAGACUUGGGGAUGGUGGUAGGGGGGGGCAUAAAUGUUUUUGCUCAGCUCAAUAGGUUGAGUGGUUUGGCAUCUUGAAUGUUCUUUUAGCAGCCACUGAAAACCUAGGCUUAUCAAGUAGGGCAUUGUGACAGCCUGUGGUUCUUUACCUCUUCCUAUGACAAUGAAUGAAAUCACUCAUUCCUAUGAAUGUUUUAACAGGCAGUAAGAUCACAAUGUAUUAUUCUUAGAUUUAUUUUUAUAUUCUACCAAAAAUUACCCAGAUCUCACUAUAUAGAUGCAAAUCAAACAAAGCUGGUGUAGCAACUUCCUUACAAUAAAUACAUCUAUUGAUACAUUUUAUAUAAAUUGAUUUUAACGGAAUAAAUAAAUAAAUAGAAUAUAUAAAGAUACAGGUAUAUAAAGUUUAAGAUAUACAUUUCCACUUUGUUUUAGCUGAUUGGUGUUACUAUAUUAUUAUUCAUGAUGAAAGCAUCAACUACCUCUUCUGUUACUAUGUACUGGAUUGUUCAUAGAUUUUCAAUUUGCUGAAUAUUUAUACUCCAUGGCAUCUAUUUUGGUUCAUUUUGAAAUGCAUUGUUUCCUGUGCAACAGUAUGGGGUCUGGUAACUAAACGUUUUUGAAAAAAGCACUGCAUGUUGCCAACGUACCCAUUCAGAUCCUACUUUUCAUUUUCUAAUCUGUCCUAAAAAUAUAACAGGAAGAAGCUGAUUGGUUAGUAAAUGCAAUGCUGUUCUUCCACUGCCAUUUAUAAGAUCCUUGGUUUGGCAAAACUGAAUUCUGCCUAACAAACUGUAGGCAUCGAUACAAAAGCUGAUGUGGCCACUCAACAUCACUGUGUAUGGAUUGGAUCUUUACUUCAAAAGCUGGUUACAUUUAAAAGAUUCUGUUAUACGGUUUCCACAUUAUAAAGGGCAUUAAGUCAUCAUGCAACAAAAUUUCCAUUCUGGGUAUUUUUACCUAACAAGUGUAAGCUACUGUCAUACUGGUAUGAUUAUGGGCAAAUUUAGCUUCUGGUUAUGAGUUUGACAGUUGCCUUAUGAAUGAAAGUGUCUGAAAAAAAAGGAUUUCUGUAUUGCCCUUAGCAACCAGGACUGUUUAAUACUCAAAGUGUGCAAAAGGGUUGCUAUUGACAACAUAUACAAUUCUUUCUUUAUAAAUCCUUCAUAAAAAAAAGGCCUAAUGUUAAUUUCUCUCACAAAAAGAGAACAACAUGUCUUCUUUUAGGAAUAUAUGAUGUCCUGAACUCAUGUUUAUGUCAAUACAUCUGCAUUAAGAUGUCUUAUUGCAACAAGUAUAGACCUAUGUGAUCCACAGCCCCUGUGUUCCCUGCAAUGCAUUGCUAACUACACUAUACAGUACCACCGUUCCGGUCACAGCCAUUUGUUAACUGUUUGGUUAACUGUACGUACUAUAGUGUCACAGGGUCUUGCUGUACAGGGGAUAUGUAGCAUAUUUUAUUGCACUUGUUAGGAAAAACAACAUACUAACCAAGUUUGAAUGUAGCCCAUAUCUGUGUUUUUAUUUUGUUAUUAUGUUAAUUAUGACAUUUAUCAUUAGAUUUUUAAAAUGUAAACAUUACCAUUUGUCACAUUUCCUUUUUUAGAGGUGGUGUUUCUGCCUGUUUUACAGAAAUAAUAAUAAUCUUGGAAGCCUCAAUAUAGUUAUUUUCUUCACAAAAGAAAAAUCCAGCUUCUGCUCCCUUAGUGUAGUAACAUUUCAUGGUCCUUUCUUGUCCACCCCUCCUCUGCAGUACUACUACAAGUAAAACUCUGUUCCAGUGCCCAACCUUGCAGAUAAAAUGGUUGACUUUGGGGUUAUUAUUAUUAAAGGUUGGGCUAAUUUUUCAUAUAAGCAAGUGCCAACAUUUGGGCCUGACAUGUGUUAUUGCUGCAGUAAGCACUGUCUAGUUUGUGAGUAUAAAAUAGCACAUAAAAAGCAAUCCUGUGCGAGCUAAUGGCAACUGGCAGUCGUGCAAACAUCACUCCAGUCUAUAGCCCCCUUGCCUGUAAAAGGCACGCUAUAACUCCUGUGCUCUUGGGUACUUAGCCUUAUUAAAAUUAAUGCUGCGUACACACGAUCGGUUUG
This is a messenger RNA of Rana temporaria (common frog), 14169 nucleotides long. It is a transcript of the gene CSMD2, whose product is annotated as CUB and Sushi multiple domains 2. NCBI's taxonomy places the organism in Eukaryota, Metazoa, Chordata, Amphibia, Anura, Ranidae. The record is from RefSeq and is a predicted model, not a curated record. The transcript is spliced from 71 exons. The coding region runs from base 362 to 11155 and encodes 3597 amino acids.